This is a messenger RNA of Anopheles coustani, 3177 nucleotides long. Its product is annotated as midasin. Gene Ontology annotation, molecular function: GTP binding. NCBI's taxonomy places the organism in Eukaryota, Metazoa, Arthropoda, Insecta, Diptera, Culicidae. The transcript has 11 exons. Bases 1 to 3177 code for a protein of 1058 amino acids. The record is from RefSeq and is a predicted model, not a curated record.
AUGCAACGAAUCUCAGUGUGGGUCCUGCUGGGCCUAGCGCUGUUAACUCUUAGUGCAUCCGGGUUACACGUGAGUGCUGAAGCGCCUACCGAGUACGAAUGCCGACCGUACAUCGAGAAAGCAAUCCAAGAUCUCAAGACCGAAUCAGCGGAAGUUCCCGAGAACAAUGUCAGCACAGAGGAUCCGAUCGAUGUAACCAGUCAGGAGGAGGAUGACAAUACGGCCGCGGAGGAACUGAGCAUCGAGGAAACGGACGCUGCAACGGACGAUGUUUCGGAAGAGUUAACUCCCUCGGAAGAGGUCCAAGAGCAGCUGUUCGCCGAGAACGUGGACGAGGCCGCUGCGGAUUCCGAGCCGGCGAAUAAUGGCACUGGCGAGAAUGAUGACGAUGAGGAUGAUGAUGAUGAUGAUGAUGAGCAGGCAGAUUCGGACAAGGUGGAAGUCUCGGAGGAGAACGGAGCCGAUCAGACCGAUGCGGCUGCAGACUCCGCUGAGGAGGAAACUGUGACCGAUAGUCAGGAGCAGGCGGACGAGACGAAUGAGGAACUGAACGUUUCCGAGGAGGCCGAGGUCGAAGCCGCAUCGGAGGAGAACGAAGAUUCCGAAAAUGCGCCCACGGUGUCCGAGGAGACGGCGUCGGAGGAAUCCGCCAACCAAGUGCUCGAGCAGAACGCUGACGACGACGAGGAUGAUGAUGAUGAAGACGAUGAUGAGGACGAUGGGGAAGCUGCUGACGCUACCAACGAAGACGCCCAGUCCGACGAGCAGCUUACCGAGAGUCAGGAAGAGCAGCAGCCCAGCAAAGAUGACGAUGAAGAGGAAGAUGAUGACGAUGACGAUAAUGUAACAGAAGAACAAAACAUCAGUGCAGAAAAAGACAAUGAAAAUGAUAAUGAUGAUGAUGAUGAUGAAGAUGAUGAUGAUGAUAAUGAUGAAGAUGAAGUUGAAGAUAAAGAUGACGAUGUAGAUGAGGAAAAUGCAGUGAAAGGAUCAUACGACGAUCGCGACACGGAAGAAGAUAAAACUGAAGAAGAAGAUGAUGAUGAGGACGAUGACGAUGACGUAAACAGUGGCGAUGACCAAACUGUCGCCAGCUCUGAGGAUGCAGACGCGAAUGUGGAAGGAACAAACUCGGAGGAGGAAGACACGACCGAGGGACUCAGCGGCGAGGUUAAGGAGACGGUAGCUGACGAUUCGGUUACCAGUGACGAAGUGGAGGAAGAGGAUGAGCAGACCCCUUCGAGCACUGAGGAACAAACUGAAACGGUCAGUGAGGAAAAGACCGACGCCACCGACAGCACGGAAGUGACCGCGGAAGAAAAUGACGAUGAUGAAGAUGAUGAUGAGGAGGAGAAGAAGGAGGAAGAUAAGGUGGUGAAUGGAAACGGUGACACAGCAAGCGAGGAGGAGGAUGAGGACAAUGAAGAAGCUGCCGCAGAUGCUGAGGGUGAUGAACAAUCUGAGGAGCAAGCCACCGAUAGCCAGGAGGAACCCUCCGUAGAAGCUGUGGAAGAAAGUGACGAAACCAACGACUCUGCCACUGUGGAAGGUUCGGAGGAAACCGCGCAGGAUGAGGAAGACGAGGACGAAGAGGUUGUGAAGGAGAGCGGUGAAGAACAACUCGAAAGCACUGAGCAAACGACUGAGUCUGCUGAGGUGGCCGACGAGGCAGUGAGCGAGGAGGAGGCAACGUUGAAGGCGGACUCCGAAGAAGGCACCUCCCAGGAGGGAGAGGAUGCGGUCGAGGCAGCUUCCGAAGAAACCGGAAGCGACUCGGACAAGGGAGAGUCGUUCCCCGAGGAAGAUCUGCUACUGGAGUACGAAAUUCCGUCAAAUCUUAGAGAUACCUCGCACAUCUACGAACUGCUCAACAUCAACGACGACACGUCGGCACGGGAGAAGGCGCUGCAGGAAACGGCGGACGUAAUCUUGCGCGACCUCAAGCGCAUCUACGACAACUCGAUCAAACCCCUCGAAACGCUGUACAAGUAUCGCGAUCUCAGCAACCGUCACUUUGGCGAUCCGGAAAUCUUCUCGAAGCCACUCGUCCUGUUCAUGGGCCCAUGGAGUGGCGGCAAAUCGACCAUUCUCAACUACCUCACACACAACGAGUACACGCCGAACUCUGUCCGAACGGGUGCUGAACCGUCGCCUGCGUACUUCAACAUUCUGAUGCACGGUAACGAGCCGGAGGUCUUGGACGGUACCCAGCUGGCGGCCGAUUGGACCUUCUCGGGAUUGCAAAAGUUUGGCCAGGGGUUGCUCGAUCGGCUCCGUGGCCAGAGGCUGCCCAACAAGCUGCUCGAACGGGUCAACAUCGUCGAAAUUCCCGGCAUUUUGGAAGUGCGCAAACAGGUGUCGAAAUAUUUCCCCUUCAACGAUGCCUGCCAGUGGUUUAUCGAUCGCGCUGACAUCAUCUUCCUGGUGUACGAUCCCUCCAAGCUGGACGUUGGACCGGAAACCGAAGCCAUCCUGGAUCAGCUCAAGGGACGAGAAUAUCAGACACGAAUCCUGCUCAACAAAGCUGACCAAGUGAAGCCCGAGGAGCUACUGCGAGUCCAGAGUGCUUUGAUCUGGAACAUUUCGCCGCUGAUGUCGUCGGCGCAGCCACCGGUGAUGUACACCGUGUCGCUCUGGUCCAAUCCCUUCGAGGUGGGCGCUCCGGUUCGUUUGCUGCAGGCACAGGAGCGCACGCUGCUGCUCGAUCUUGGACAAGCCAUUGACAAGCGAAUUGAGAACAAAAUCGCCAGCGCACGUCGCUUCGCUGUACGUGUUCGAAACCACGCCAAGAUGGUUGACUGCUACCUUACCACGUACUACAACCAGAAGACGCUGUUCGGCAACAAGAAGCAGACGGCCGAGAAGAUCAUUGCCAGCCCCCAGGAUUAUCAUAUCUACGAGGGCCUUUCGACGCUGACCAACAUCUCGCGUUACGAUCUGCCGGAUCCGGAAGUGUACCGUGACUUUUUCCACCUGAACCCGCUGUACGAGUUCAAGAAGCUGUCGGAGACGUGCACCUACUUCCGUGGGUGUCCCAUCAACAAGCUCGACGUCGCCAUUGCCUACGAACUGCCGGAGCUCGUCGGCAAGUACAAGAAGGUGUCCGAGGCGGCUCUUGCGAAGCUGGAUGUUCUCACGCCAACAUCCGAUUUCAGCAAGGGGAAAUCGAGUAGUUGA